CUUGCCACAUCCAAUAUGGCGGCGACGUUGACGUACGGCUCAGCGCUCGAUGGGGCGUCUACGUUUAUAUGUCUAUGUCGUUUCUAUAAUACAUCCAUGGUCUAUGUUCACCACCCCCGAGUUCACAUUCCAACAUGGCUGCCCCGGUUGUAAACAGUAGCAGAGAGCUCUGUAAAAAUUCGUAGCACUUCAUUCUAGUUUUGGUCACACUAAACCAGUCGUAUACAAGUAUUGUUCGGCAUAUAUAUAUGCUGCUAUAGUGUAAUUUACAUUUUUCAUGUGGUAUAUGCGAACUACAAACUUGUUUACCUACUUUGUAACUGGAACGCUGAUAACUCGGCUGUGACGUAAUUCCCAGUUCCCAGUUCCGACUUCCGAGGUAAAUGGAACGCAGCAGGUUAAGUCCCUCCACCGAGUUCGUGUUUAACAAAAUGGGGUCAUGCAAAUUAGGGUUACAGAACUACUUAUGUCUCUAAAUGUUGCAUCUUCCUAAAAUAAGUUCCUGUCCACACAUUUGGUGUUUACUGAACCAGCUUGCAACAUACAUUCUCUUGAUUUAGUCUUCUAACACCUUUUACCUUAUCAUUCUUAGUACGCCCCGUCCUGGCUGGACUAUUAACUGCAACAUACAUGUUACUGUUUUUUACUCCAUAUAACUAAAUGUAAGAACAAAGAAUAUAACAAAUCAAAGGAUCCGCUGCGAUAACACACUAAAGAAGCAGGAAAACAUUAUGUAGCCUUUCACUGAGUUUCUGUUGGGCUUUGUGGGGAUUACACUAAACUAUACAAUAAAAUUACAGUUAAUCUGUUUCUAUAGUUAGGAUUGUCCCUCCAAUGUUUCACCACAGAGACACUGCUCUCUUCUUAAAUUAAAUAGGCUUUGGCUUAAGGUUUUUUCUCCCACUAAGGGAGUUUUUACCUGCCCUUGUUUAUGUUUAUGUAAUAAUUGCUUGGGGGUCAUGUUCUGGGUCUCUGGAAAGAUCCUACUGUCAACUUCUGUUGGAAUAGACGCUAUAUAAAUAAAAUUGAAUAAAAUUGAAACUUGAAUUGAAUAGGUGUAACAGAAACUAAUAGUUUAAACGGGUAAUUCACAUGAAGCUAGUUGAGUGAAAAAACAAAUUAAGCUCCGCCCACUGAAAUCCUGCCAAGUGCUUUCCUUUACGUCCGCUGAUCGGAAAUAAAUCCUGCCCACCAGCGAGCUAAAUUCAUCUUCGUCUGUGUCGACGUGCAGAAUCACAUCGUAAAGAUGAGCGGCAGAGGAAAAGGCGGCAAGGGACUCGGGAAAGGAGGCGCCAAGCGCCACCGGAAGGUGCUCCGCGACAACAUCCAGGGAAUCACCAAACCCGCCAUCCGCCGUCUGGCUCGGCGCGGCGGAGUGAAGCGUAUCUCCGGCCUGAUCUACGAGGAGACCCGCGGGGUGCUGAAGGUCUUCCUGGAGAACGUGAUCCGGGACGCCGUCACCUACACCGAGCACGCCAAGAGGAAGACGGUGACCGCCAUGGACGUGGUGUACGCGCUGAAGAGACAGGGACGCACCCUGUACGGAUUCGGAGGUUAAACAUCUGAUCAGACCUGAACAAAACGGCUCUUUUAAGAGCCACCCACUUACUGUAAGAGAAAUAAAUUCCUUUAGGUUCAUACUUUGUUUGAAUUGUAUUCUGGUGAAUCCAGCGAGUUCAGCAAACCAGAAUAAAAUCAGGUUUAUUAGACACUUUAUUAAUUCCGAGGGAAAUUCAAGUAAUAAGGUCCCUUAAAUUAUGAUAAAACCAUGAUUUUUUGUUUUUUUUUAAAUGUGUGCAAAGCAUGUAUUGAGGCCAAAAAAAAGAACCUGCUUAUUGUCAAGACUAAAAUUACAUCAACAGAUUGUUCAAUUGUAUACAUGAAACCAGAAAUAAAAACUUUUUUUUAAAUACACCACAAUACAAAAACCCUCAUUCGAAUUUUGAACAAUCAAACAUUCAUUUUCAUUUCAUUCAUUUUAUUCUUUAUUUCAUUCAAAAAACAAAACAAUUGAAUACAAAUACAAAUACAAAUGUUCCUAACUUAUGAAUGAAAAGGGAGCAGAAAGAAGAAGAAUCUUAUCUGAUCUGCCACUUUCACAAAUAACAAAUUAAAAAAUUAAAAAAAACAACUAAGUGAAUAAAAAGAACUAAAAUAAAAUUAAAAUAACAUUAAAUAAAAUUACCACCACCUACGGGUAUGUCAAUCAAACUCAACAUUUUUCGUUAUAUUUCCUUAACAUACAGGCUUUAAUUGUUCUUUUGAAUGUAAUGUUUGAUUUGGAUUCUUUGUUUUCUUUGUUCAGAUUGUUCCAUAAAUUGAUUCCUUUCACAGAAACACAACGUUCCAUCAAUUUUGUCCUGCUUCUUGGUUUGGCAGCACAAUGCAAAGACACAACCAAAAACAAGAAUGUUAAAAAGAAAAAUGCAUAAAAAAAUAAAACAAGCUUUUAACAGAAAUCAUAACAAACUAAAUAUAAAAAAAUAAAAAUAAGAGGCAUAAUUAAAAUGUAAGUAUAUGAAGUAUAAAUUAUCUCCAUGCUACCUCUUCAGGUCACCUCACCGUAUAUUCAUGCUUGGAAGGCCUCAUCAAUGUCAGAAUUUUUAAGAAAAGCUAAGAACUUUCCCCGUAUAUCAUCAAAUUCAAAGGGCUUUUUCUUGACAUAGUAGGUCAGUUUUUCUAGAGCCGGGCAUGACGUUAGAUGUCUCAGCCAGAGGCCUAAGGUUGGACCCUUAACAUUUUUCCAGCACAAGGCUAUUGAUCGUCUAGCUGUAGAAGGCUUAGGUCAACCAUUUGUUUCCCUUAUUGUCCGGGUAGGAAUUCAAAACACACAAUGUGGGGCUUAGAGGAAGUGGGGUGGAAAUAAUUUGUGAGAUAUAUUGCCUCGCC
Molecule: messenger RNA, 2889 nt
Organism: Cololabis saira (Pacific saury)
Lineage: Eukaryota; Metazoa; Chordata; Actinopteri; Beloniformes; Belonidae
Product: histone H4
Exons: 1
Coding region: 1247-1558 (103 amino acids)
Biological process (GO): nucleosome assembly
Cellular component (GO): nucleosome
Molecular function (GO): structural constituent of chromatin; DNA binding; protein heterodimerization activity
Source: RefSeq, a predicted model, not a curated record